GUGCAGUGGGGGGUGGGGUUGGGUUCAAGGGCAAAGGCGCAGUCAAUGUGAAAGUGAAAGGAACUGAGAGAGAGAGAGAGAGAGAGGAGGAGGAGGAGAGGGGGAGAAGCACAUCUCCACAACCACAGCCCAGAUCCCCAGACAGUCAAUGGGGGGAAUGAGCCCUAAUCUGCUGCUGGUGCUGCUGGUGGUGACUUGGCCGCCGCUGUCAGUGGAAGAUGUCCUCAAUGUGCUGAUGGAUUCAGGACCUGUGAGGGUCGCUGUAAACAAGGAUACUUUACUGAAAUGUCAGGUACCUGGCUAUGAAUCGAGAACCAUUGACCUUGCAAGUGUUAGUGUUGAAUGGUACUUCUCAAAGCCUCCUGAUGUCACCAGGAAACUGGUAUACAAAUUUGUAAACAGUGCACACACACCUCAUCGAAAGGGAGCAAAGAUAUCCGAUGAUAAAUUGAAGAAAGGCAUUGCUUCCCUGUUUCUGUUGAGUGUGGGAUUCCAGGAUGAAGGACAGUAUGAAUGUGUUGUGUUUAUCACACCUGAUUCUGGAAGGGGAAACGCGGAAAUGUUUGUUUCAGCUGAACCAAAGGUGAGUGUAGAUCAAUCUAGUAUCAUAAUCGAGAACGGCACAGAGAAGUCAAUCAUGUGCAACAUCAACCGCUACUAUCCUUUAAAAAUUGAUGUGAAGUGGAUUCACAACAGCGGGGAUGGAAAACAAGAGGUUUUAAAGUCGGUCUGCAGAAAAUCCCCAGUGAAAAACGAAGAUGGAACUUUCAACCUGUCCAGCCGCCUGACCCUCCGACCAGAUCUUACAGACAGCGGCAAAACCUACACAUGCCUUGUAAACCAUAGGACACUCGUUGGUGGUUUGAGCAAGGACGUUCUCCUGACUGUCAAAGAGAAAGAUAUUGUUAUACCAGUAGGACGAAUAGUGACGAGCGUGUUCAUUACUGUCUUGCUAUGUGCACUAAUCCUGGGAGGAGCAUUUUAUGCUUACCUUAGAAUCAAAAAAGUUCCUCCAAAAGUUACAAAUAUCACCAAGCCAGCUCACUUUCUACAUCAUCAAGAAGCUUUCUUGGACUGUGAGAUUUCUGGAUACAGACCGGACGGUAUUAAUAUUGAAUGGCUACUACAAAGAAGGGAAUCGAAUACAGUCACAAUAUACAAGUGGUCUGACAAAGAGUCCACAGAGGAUGUCAAGAGUUUACUUCUUUCUGACAGUGAGACCUUAGAUCAGACUUUCAAUAUUGUAUCAUCUAUUGAACAACAUAGUGAUGGGACUUCCAGUGUCACGUGUCAUGUUAAAUUGCUGCUUGAUAUUUUUAAGGAUGACAAGGCUAUUCUCACGCUUCACGUACGUCAUGACAGCACAGAAAGCUUUUUUUCUGAAAGUGUCACUCUGAAUGUGGAAGGAGUCCCACCGAUGUUGACUGACAUUGUGAUGCCGCCUCGUGUCAUCCACCAAGAAGUCCUGGCUCUGACUUGCCCAAUUAAUGGAUUCAAGCCAAGGCCACUGGCUAUCUCCUGGUACAAAAGACAUAACAACGAGGAAGUGGAAAUUGUGAAGGUUGAACCAGGGAAACUGAGUGAGACGGUUGGAAAUGAAAUAGAGAGGCCCAAAUAUGUCCACAAUUUGAAUGAGUUGAGAUAUGAAGACGGUACUUACAGUAUCACUAGUAUUUUAAAGUUUAUUCCAACCAUAAUUGAAGACAACAAUUCACAGUACAUUUGCAAAAUAACACAUCCAGCAACAAGUAUAACAAGAACCAAAGAAGUCAGCCUAACUGUUAAAGCUUUGCCGAACUUUGAUGACAUUAUACUGCAUCCAAAGUCCCCCAUUGCGGACGAAAUCUUGAUCGCCACCUGCAGAGUACAUUCCUUUUUUCCAAGAAAUAUUAUAAUUGUUUGGAGAAAGGAUGACGAAAUCUUGGCUGAAAUGAUCCCUGACGCAGAGGUAACCAGCGGGAAAGAUAACUUGUUUUACUUUAAGAGCCGUCUGGAAUUCGUUGUGGUCAGAGAAGAUUUCGGAAAGCACCUGUAUUGUGAAAUGCGUUCUGAUAGUCCUGGAGAGUGUAGAAGAGCUGAGUGUUCGCUCAUUCCAAUGGUGGCAUCUCCAAUAAUAGAAUACCUAAAAUCAGAGCCACCUUUCCAGAGCCAGGCAAAGAAGCAACCAUCCAAAUCCGAGUGCAUAAGUAUUUUCCAAAGGAUGUUGUCUUCUUGUGGUUCAAAAAUAAUGAGCGAGUGGAGGAGGCUAACAUCCAAUCCAUUGAGCCUCAGGGAAAUAUAGAGACUGGUCUUUACUACCGCGAGUCCACGUGGAAAUUGUUUAUAAAUCCAGAAGACCAUGGAGCUGAGAUUAAGAUUGAAGUUCUACAUUUUCCAACAUCGCACACUCCUAUAAAAGCCUUCCUCACCCUGCACCUUGGAGGAAUUCCGAAAAUUUCAGACAUCGAGUUUGAUUCAAACGAGCCGUCCUAUGGACAACCUCUGGUCAUUAGGUGUUGUGUGACUAAUUUUUCUCCAAAAGAAAUCGUAACCACUUGGUUACAAGGUAAAACGACCAUCUCCGAAGGAGUAAGAAAUAUAGGGCCUGAGAAGGAUGAAAAUGGAUAUUUCCAGCUGACUUCCUUCUUAACGAUGACACCAACCGCUUUGGAUCACAAUACAACAGUUUCCUUUUUAGUCAAACAUAAAGCUUUGCAAGAACCUAUUCAAAGAGACAUUCUCCUUCUCCUUCCAGCUUCUGCUCCCACCGUGUCCGAAAUGCAAUGCAAUCCAACAAUUCCAGAGGUAAACAAGCAAACGACUUUCAGUGUUUCACUGAGUGACUACGCUCCUGAAGAAAUUGAAGUGAAGUGGUUCAAAGGGAAAGUGCCCUACACAGGCCCAGUGACAAACACCAAGGCGCAGAUUGCAGAGAAUGGACUCUUUGCUUCAGUUACAAAAAUCGAAUUUGCCCCCGAUCCUUCUGAUCAGAACACUGAUCUCAGAUGCGAGGUUACUCAUCCUGAAUCCACAGCAGUGAAGGAGAUAAAGUACCAAAUUUCCAGUUGAGGAAUGAUUGGAGAUAUAAUCCAAUCUGCAUUUUCCAUCCUGUCGCUGAAGCAAACGGAACUUAGUCCGUCGGAACAAAAGAAGACGUUUCUAAAGAGAAGAGCGAAACGUUUUUAAAUACAAUAUACAACACUGUGAGCUGUAUAGUGGUCAACUAAGAUGAUAUUUCAAUCAGAACAAUGCUAUUAGUCACUACAAGAUUGUGCCUGAACUUUCUCAAAUACCUACACAGAAUGAAAUUUGCUUUCGAUAAAGCGGUUGUGUAUUUUGCAAUAGAAUCAUGUACAUAGAGGCAAAAGGAUAUUAUACUAGAAUUUGUAAUUAAUAUAGAUAGUUGUCUACUGUUUUUAUACUGUACAUGCUGUUUGAUAUAUCAUGUUUGUUGCUACACAGGAUAAUGAGAAGAAGACUCUUGAGCCCAUUUGAUCUCAUCCUACCACCCUACUGUCUUUCCAUCACGGCAUCAGGCUGUGUUUUUAAAUGUCCUGGCCUCAACCACCCUUCCUAGUAACCUGUUUCA
Molecule: messenger RNA, 3568 nt
Organism: Callorhinchus milii (elephant shark)
Lineage: Eukaryota; Metazoa; Chordata; Chondrichthyes; Chimaeriformes; Callorhinchidae
Exons: 11
Coding region: 149-2281 (710 amino acids)
Source: RefSeq, a predicted model, not a curated record